UCCUUAAAACAAAGAUUCUUAUGGUAGGUGCUGUCUGAGCUUGUAUGAUACUUCGGUCACGUGUGUCAAAAGAUACAUGAAUCCAACUAUAGUAAUCUGUCUGUAGAACACUGGAAAUCAUGGAGGAAGGAAUAUAAUGGAGGGAGUGCGCCGUAUCUCGGCAAUGUAAAUUCUUGGCACCAGUGCAAGCACCUUUUAUUACUCUUUUCAAUUAGCGCGCCCUUCACCGCGCAUGCUUACUUUAAUAAUUUCAUCAGCCAGCACUGACCAGUGUCGUACGAUUCUGUUUUUGUCAUUUUCGCUUUUAACCUCGUGUUUAGUGUGAACGUUUUGUUUUGAAUUUGCGAUAAGCGUUUCAUGUUUAUUUAAAAACUUAAAAUGGUUAGUUGCAAAUUGUGUAAAGUUACGAGUGGCUCCAGGUCAACAAUUGGUAGAGAAAAAAUAACGUUUCACAGGUGUCCCCAGAAACCUGAAUUAAAGAAACUGUGGACAGACUUCCUUUAUCUUCACCUAGAAAAUUCUGUGUCUGUGAACAACUUUUUCCUGUGUUCAUUUCAUUUUGAAGAAAAGUGUUUUGAUAGAACAUCAGCCCAGAAAGUAGUUUUAAGACCACAUUCAGUACCAACUAUUUCUUAUACUUAUGAAGAAAGGAUUACCAAUGUAGUGACCUUUAGAGGCAAUGAAACGCAUCACACAGAAGUUUGUGACGCACCUUCGGUAGAGCCUCAACAGAAUAUAGAAGAUGAAUUGUCUAAUAAAGUUUUUGAAAUUACAAAGAAACUUGAAAAUUUAACAACAAAAACAUGUGCAAACGUUUUACUGAAACAACAAAUUAACAACCUGAAGACAUUAGUGUCACAACAACAAUGCACUAUUAAAACGUUAAAACGCAGAACCUCAAAACAGCAACGCAAAAUUUGUAAUCUGAAAGAUGUUGUUUCAAGUUUAAGGAAGAAAAUCAACUAUUAUGAAAACAACAGUGUGGAUGUUAAUAAAUUUCAGGAAAAUACAGAACUGUUGAGCAGAAUGUGGGCUAAAAUUAACAACAAACCAUUGCCAAAUCAAUAUGGGCCAGAAAUAAGAAAAUUUGCCGUUACAACACAUUUCUACUCCCCAAAGGCUUUUUCUUUUAUAAGAAAACAAUUCAUGGACUGUCUUCCACACCCAAAAACUUUGUCUGUAUGGUAUUCUUCAGUGAAUGGUGCACCAGGUUUCACAAGUGAGGCAUUCGAUGUGUUAAAAGCAAAGGCUGAAGAACGUAAAAUUGUGUGUUCUUUAGUGUUCGAUGAAGUUGCUAUUAAACGCUGCAUUGAAUAUGAUGGGCAACAAUAUUAUGGAUAUGCUGAUAUGGGUAGUAUAAUCGAAGUAAAUGAAAAUGAAGAGGCCAAAGAAGCUUUAGUUUUCAUGCUGGUUGCUAUAAAUGGCUCUUGGAAAAUCCCCGUGGGUUACUUUUUAAGCCAUUCUUUAAAUAGUGAGCAAAAAUUAGGUUUACUAAAACAGUGUUUAUUUUUAGUAAAAAGUGUAGGAAUUGAAAUUAGCAAUAUUACAUUUGAUGGUUGUGCGACAAAUUUGUCAAUGGCAUCUGCAUUAGGUUGCUCAUUUAGCCCUUCUAAUUUGAAAACAAACUUUGGUGAAGAGAAUAUACUUCUUUUACUUGAUCCUUCACACAUGAUGAAAUUAAUACGUAACACAUUUGGUGACAAAAGAAGAAUAGUCGAUGGAGAGAAUAAUGUUAUUGAUUUUAAAUACUUAGAACUUCUAAAUGAACUGCAAGAAAAUGAAGGGCUGCACCUUGCAAACAAACUACGUAGAAGACAUAUAAAUUUUUUUAAACAAAAAAUGAAAGUUGCUCUAGCUACACAGUUAUUAAGCAGGUCUGUCUCUGAAGCUUUGACGUUUUGUCGAGAUAUUUUACAGCUUGAUCAGUUUAAGAACUGUGGAGCAACGGCUACCUUGAUUUUAAAUAUUAAUGACGCUUUUGACAUAUUAGCAUGUUUGCGAAAACCUUUUCUUAUAAAGUUUUCCUUAUGCUUACAAUUAUAAUUUAUAAUUAUAGUUAUAAGUAUAAAUUGUAACAGUUAUGCUGACGGCUUAGAACCUUACAUUGACAAGCAGAACUGACUUUCUGUCACGCAAAUUGAUUCAUUUUGCCCAUGAAUAAUUUAGAAAUUUUGGCUACUUUUGGCAAUACAGAAGAUGUACAGAACUACUUAGUGCAUCAGUUAAUACAAAAAGAGUUAACAGAAAAGCGUUAUUCAUAUACGUGUGUUAAAUUCAACAUGAAUAGCAUUCCGCCAGAAAACUUUCGUUUUCUUUUUCGAUUUGAAAAAGAACAUAUAAUUAAAUUACAUCAAGCUUUGCAAAUGCCUGCAAAAUGGGUUACACCAGAUGGUCAUGUCAUUGAAGGUUUAUUAUUAUCUACAAUCGAGAAGAAAUUCCGUAUUUUUAAACACUCUUCAUUUAUAGGUCUUGCAGGAUUAUGUCUCGUUUUAAGACGAUUUUCUUACCCAAACAGACUAAAAGGAUUGCAAAAUGAAUUUGGAUUACAUUUUUCGUCAAUCAGUAAAAUUUUAAAGUUUGUUGUUACUUUUAUAUUCAAGAAAUGGGCCAAGUUAUUAUUAAAUUUUGAUAAAAACAUAUGGUUAACGCAAGGUUUUCUCGCAGAGGUGGCUGCCUUCGUACAUAAGAAAGGUGCUCCUUUAAGAAAUUGCAUUGGGUUUAUCGAUGGUACUGCCCGGGCAAUUUGUAGACCAUCAAAAUUUCAAAAAGAAGUUUACAGCGGACAUAAAAGAAUACAUUGUCUGAAAUUUCAAUCAAUCACCGUUCCAAACGGUAUCAUUUUACAUUUAAGUCCUCCGUAUUCUGGCAGACGACAUGACUCUUUUAUCCUUAAAAAUUCAAAAAUCUUAGAGCAAAUGAAGCUCCAUUGCCCACAGUUUUGUUUAUACGGUGACGAAGGGUAUCCAUUAGUGCAACAAUUAAUAAGACCAUUUUCUAAUCAUAAUUUAACAGAGCAGCAACAAAUGUUUAAUACCAAAAUGUCCAAAAUACGCCAAUGCGUAGAAUGGAGUUUUGGUAAAAUAACAACGCAAUUUGCGUUUGUUGAUUUUAAAAAAAAUCAAAAACUUUUUCUGCAACCAAUAGGUCAGUAUUAUAUUGUGGCUGCAUUACUAACGAAUGCGCAUACAUGUUUUUAUGGAAGCACAACUUCUCGAUACUUCGAUAUAGAAUCACUAGAUAUUAUGGAAUAUUUUCAAUAAUUUCUUUUUAAUCAAACAAUUACCUUUAAUUAAUAUGUUAUUAUUAAAUAAACAUUUAAAAGCUGUAAUUAUUUCAAAAAUUAUGUCAGAUUUUUAUUAUUUAAAUUUUGUGUUAAAAUGUUUUCCAAAAAUCUGUUUAAAAUUGCAUUUUUUUGUCUUUCUAUUUUACGGCCCUCUUCCUCCUCUUGCCAUUUUUUCUGUUCGAACUCAAGUCUAGCUUUUUUGAAUUCCAACUCUUCUAUUUGAAUUUUCAUAUUAUCUUGAUGUUGCUUUUCUUUAAAUCUUAAUUGUUCUUGUAGUAGCUGACUUUCCCGUUUCAUUUUUUCAAUUAAAUAUGAAAAACUUGUUCCAUCUUUAGUUCCAUUUCUCGUCUUUCGUGCUGCCGCUGUAUAAACCCUGCUAGAUUCUUGGUUGAACCCUUCACGACCCCCACGCUCACCAUCAAUAUCAGUGUCAUUAAAAUCGUCAACAGUGUGAAAAAAUAUUUCAUUGUCCACGUCAGUGGCUUCUGUUUCUAAUAUUUGUUCACUAUUACAAGUUUCAAUAGGAUUGUCCAAACUUUGCAGAGCAGCUUGGCGAAUUGCUUUUGCAGGCAUAACCUCGUCGAAUUUUUGGCCACUGCAUCUUUUUUUACCCCGUUCAUUUUUUUUAUUUUCUAUGUCCAUUUGUGCCACAUCUUCAUAUUGCGACCAGACAGUCAGAAGUUUUCUAACAGCGUCGCCCCACUCAGUCUGUAUCCGUUCUUUCCCACUUUCUGUAGCUUCGUCGGCAUCAAAUUUUCUAAAUUUUAUUACUUGUUCCAACAUAUGAUCUUUUAAUAAUUUGAAGCUACAGUUCUGAAAGCGCUCUCUUUCGUCUUCACUUACGACUGCAUGAAGUUUUUUCCACACAUCUUCUUCGUUUGUAAAUUCAGUCUCGCAAAGAAGGUCGAAUAAUGCAUUCAAACAUUUUAUACGUUCCCUCUCUGAGAAUCGAAAUCGUUUCUUUUUCAGUUGCGACAUAACUAAUUAAAGUUCUAAAUGACACUGACUGACAUUGUAGAAAAAUUCUACUAUUGUCAAUAUAAGAAGUAACGAUUGUGAGUGUUAUAAUUAUAAGACAUAGUUAUAAGGAUAAGUGUAAGCAUAAGAAAAAAUUUAUAAGAAAAUGUUUUGCGCAAACACGCUAUUGAAUUCGCGCAGAAUAAAGGAAUUUGGUUACAAGCAAGCAUUAAAUAAGUAUAAUAUUAAUCAGGUAAAAACGUUUGUGAAUUGCUUUACUUCGUAUAUAUCCAAAUUGAGAUUUUUUAACAAAGAUUUAAUUAUUCACUCGCCCCGUAAAACAGGUUUUAUAGGUUUUGUAGCUGGUUUACAUGCAGUAUUAAAUAUUUAUGAACAAUAUGUAGUGGGUGAUGGAGGAACGUCAAUUUUACAGUAUCUGCCCACCUAUAAAUGCAGUCAAGAUCAUUUGGAAAAUUUUUUCUUCCAAAUUAGAAAUUUAGGGGGCUGCAAUAAUAACCCUACUACUCGUUAGUUUAAAUCUGCAUAUAAAAAAUUAUUAAUACACGCAGAAAUAAAUCACAGUGGUUUUGGAAACUGUGUACCCUUAGAGCAAGUAAAUAUUUUGACAUGUUCGUCUCGAAUUAAAAAACUCGAAAAUAUUAUUAAUUCUGAUCAAUUGAUAUUAACGAGUGACGUACAAGUUACUCAGGAAAGUGACGUUAAUUUUGAACAUAAUUAUUUCUUUACGCAGGAAUCUUUAACAAAUUUUUGUGAGGAAGUUGUGAUUUACAUUGCUGGAUUUGUUGCUUUUAAAUUAGCCAAAUCUUUGAAAUGUGAAAUAUGUAUAUCAUGCCUUUUUGGUAUAAAAGAGAACUUAUUAGGAAGUUUUGUUGAUUUCAAAUCAAAGGGGGGAUUGAGCUAUCCUAGUGACGAUGUGAUUGCCAUUUGCGUACAAAGUGAAAAAACUUACAGAACACAUGAGCGAGUACAUACCAAACUUAGUAAAUGCAAAAUUGUAAUUGACAUCAUUGAAAAUUUAAACUGUGAGAAAUUGCUUCAUAGAAAUCACCCCCAUACAUCUUUUUUGUUGAAAGAAAUAAUUAAUAUUUAUUUGAAUUUGCGUAUAAAAUACAGUUGUAAAAGUAAGUCUUAUUUAGUAGAUUCUGAUAGGCAAAGAUAUACUAAGUUGAUUCAUUUUAAAGGGCAAUAAAGUUACAAAAUGUGGUUUAUUUAAAAAAAAAAUGUAAACAACAUGUUAAGUUUUAUUAUAUGGAGAAAAUCUAAAACAUAUUUGAUUGCGUUGACGUUUUACUUUGUUUCUUCUUAUAUAUAUAUUUUUUAUUCUUAUACUAUUUUUCAGAAAAGUAUCAAACCUUUAGUUGAAACGAACUCAUCUUUGUAGUAAUCCUGUAUUCUUUUUAUUUAAAUUGUAUGUAUUUCCUUUAAGUGAAUUUAUCUUUAUUUUGUAAUAUUGUAUUCUUUUAAUACCCUAUAAAAACAUAUAUGUUAUUUAUGUUAUUAUUAUCUAGUACAUAUUUGUAAAUUAAUAUUAAUUAUUAUACAAAUUAUAAAGUACAGUUCUCUUACUGCCUUUUAAUAAAAUUAUUUUAAGACCCACCGCUAACCCGAAAAUGACUGGCAUUGAGGCAACAUUUCUAUGAUUACUGGUACUAAGACCAAGUAAUGAUAUGCAUUGAUUGGAUUAAUAA
Zophobas morio is the source of this 5949-nucleotide messenger RNA. RefSeq lists its product as uncharacterized. Lineage: Eukaryota; Metazoa; Arthropoda; Insecta; Coleoptera; Tenebrionidae. The record is from RefSeq and is a predicted model, not a curated record. The transcript is spliced from 3 exons. Bases 379 to 2043 code for a protein of 554 amino acids.